UUAGGGUUCUUCGUCACGCUUCUCUCUCUCGCCGGCGGCGAUGGACGAGAGCUCCUACUGGUCGCGCGUCCAACGGAUUUUCAACAUGAUGGACAUCCGCACGGCGUUCGUGACGAGCGCGCAGGUAGACGCUGCUCUCGAUCUCCUCGAGCAGCACGAGCAGGGCGGCGAAAUAUCGGCGGAGAAGCUUGAUAGGGCGCGCAAGAUCAAGGAGGCCGUCAUUCAUCCCGACACCGGCGAGAAGAUCUUCCUCCCGCUCCGCCUCUCCUUCAUUAUCCCUUGCAAUCUCGUCCUCGACACCCUGAUGCUGUCCGCGCGGGGAUUCUCCCAGAACGUUGGGGCGCAGUGGCUCAAUCAAACGUACAACUGCCUCCACUACUACGCAAAUAGGAACGCCUCUAAUGCCGAGAGCAUGGAGAAGAUCUUCCAGGCGUACCUGGGCGCUACCGCCAGCUCUGUUGGCGCCGCCGUUGGCCUCAAUGCGCUGCUCGAUCGAGCUCCCCAGGGCAGACCAUGGACGCGGUUAGCUCGAAAGCUUAUCCCCUUUUGUGCAGUGGCAGCGGCCGAUGUGCUCAACCUGGGAAUCACUCGCAGGGACGAGUUCCUCCAGGGGAUCAAAGUCUACGAUGAGAAGGGCGAGGAAGUUGGGGAGAGCCGACGAGCUGGAGCCAUGGCAGUCAGUGCUUGCAUACUUGCCCGUGUCAGUGCCGCUGCUCCAGUUCUCCUCCUCCCACCUCUUGUGAUGCACAGAUUGGAAAGAACGAGAUUCUUUUUGCGGCACUCGUAUCUCAAGACGCCGGCACUGAUGGGUAUGAUCGCAUUGUCGAUCCAAGCGGGCGUUCCUCUCUCGUUUGGAAUUUUCAAGCAAAAAGCCUCGGUGGAUGUGGCGAGCCUGGAGCCAUCGCUCUGGAACUGCAGAGUCUCCGAAGUGUACUAUAACAAAGGCCUCUGAUUUAAAACAAGAAGCAUAUUCUCGCC
Selaginella moellendorffii is the source of this 978-nucleotide messenger RNA. Its product is annotated as sideroflexin-5. Bases 41 to 952 code for a protein of 303 amino acids. NCBI's taxonomy places the organism in Eukaryota, Viridiplantae, Streptophyta, Lycopodiopsida, Selaginellales, Selaginellaceae. Gene Ontology annotation, biological process: monoatomic ion transport; mitochondrial transmembrane transport. Gene Ontology annotation, cellular component: mitochondrial inner membrane. The transcript is spliced from 3 exons. The record is from RefSeq and is a predicted model, not a curated record. Gene Ontology annotation, molecular function: monoatomic ion transmembrane transporter activity.